UGCCCAGUUUUCUAUAACGAACGCAAGCGUAAACACCGGAUAAAAUCUACUUUUCGAAUUCAUCUUUAAUUUAAUUUAAUUUAAUUUAAGUGAAGUGAAACGUAAUAAAGGUAAACGUGUCGGUGUUCAGAUUAUCAAUCUCUCAUUUACGUUUAAAAGCACUCGUACCUACCUAUAGCACACAUCGAAGAAUCAUAAAAAUGCAGCAAGUGCCAAGGUCAACUAACUUAAUGGGUCAUUGCAUUUUGGCAUUGUUUGUCAUCGUAUUGGGCGGCGAAAAUUAUUCAAAUGCUUUCGAUUACUUCAGAGAGAAACCGUCUUAUAUUAAAUCAUGUAAAAUUUACGAGCCAGAGUUUACAAAAUGUUCCACGGAAUCUAUUCAGAUGUUAAUUACUCAACUUUCUAAAGGCAUACCUGAGUUUGAGGGGAUUGUUCGCCGCUUAGAUCCCUUUAUACUCGAUGACAUUGAUUUUAAUCAAGCGAAUACGGAAGCAGCAAAUCUGUACGCACAUCUUACAAACCUAACAGCGACGGGUCUUUCAAAACUUCAAAUUAAAGAAAGCCGGGUUAGCAAAAGAGAUUUCAGUUGGCUGACCACAAUUCUUGUUCCCAAGCUGAGAUUGGAGGGGCAAUACAAAUUAAAUGGUCGUGUUUUAGUGCUAACAUUACAAGGCGAAGGUCACAUGUUUAUAGAAAUGGAUGAUUUAGCGGUAGUGAUGCGAACGAAAACGAAACUAAUUGAAAAGGACGGCUUCACCUUUUAUAAUAUCACCGAGCUACGCGCUGAGAUCGAAAUUGGCAAUUUGCGGACACAAUUUGAUGAUUUGUUCGGCGGCAAUAAUAAAGAAAUUGAAAAAAGUACAAAUGAAUCGUUUAAUAAAAAUUGGCGAGAAUUCUUUGAAGCCCUACGCCCUUUAAUCACCGAAACCGUAGAACGCAUAUUAUUCGAUCUUUUGUCCAACGUAUUCUUAGCUAUGCCCGCCACAUUUUUCGUAGAAGACAUUCCUACGCCAGCUCAACUGUAUAAUAACAAAGUUUGAGAAAUAAGUAUUUUUUCAAAUUAUGCAACAAACAAAUUCUAAAAAUAAAAAAUUUCAAGGGAUAGACA
Glossina fuscipes is the source of this 1108-nucleotide messenger RNA. RefSeq lists its product as uncharacterized. The transcript is spliced from 5 exons. Lineage: Eukaryota; Metazoa; Arthropoda; Insecta; Diptera; Glossinidae. The record is from RefSeq and is a predicted model, not a curated record. The coding region runs from base 201 to 1040 and encodes 279 amino acids.